This is a messenger RNA of Pocillopora damicornis (cauliflower coral), 3128 nucleotides long. RefSeq lists its product as uncharacterized. NCBI's taxonomy places the organism in Eukaryota, Metazoa, Cnidaria, Anthozoa, Scleractinia, Pocilloporidae. The record is from RefSeq and is a predicted model, not a curated record. Gene Ontology annotation, molecular function: protein binding.
AUGGGUAAUCGUUGUUGCUAUUCGCUCGAUAAUGGCGUCCUCUGAAGUUUACGAAGUUGUGCUGAGCGGCGGAGCUCCUUGGGGUUUUCGAUUGCAAGGAGGCAAGGAAUUUCGAGCACCUUUAAGAAUUGCAAAGGUGACACCAAACAGUAAAGCUGACGUGGCUGGAAUUGUGGAGGGAUUAUUAGUGCGCUCUAUCAAUAAUGCAAACUGUGAAGAGUGGACACACAGUGAUGCUCUGAAUAGUAUUAAAAAGACUGGAUCUAUGUUAAAAAUGAUCCUUUGUAGAUGAUUCAUCCAAUGCAAAUGAAUGGAAUCCUAACAUUAUAUCAGAAGUUGUGAGACCUCCAGAGCAAAUUAAGUUAGUUCAUGGUAUGGAGGGAAUACGAUCUGCAUCCAGCUCCUCAACAUCCUCAGAACCCAGUGCCCAGAUGAGAGCACCAGUAGACUCUCGUGGAUUCACUGAUAAACCACGCCCUAUUGGUCGAGGGGGAAGAAGAUAUGAUGACAGAGCUGGAACUAAUCAACAAUUAACAUCAGGGUCUAUUGGCUCAGAGGACGAGUUUAUGAUGGCUAAUGGCGAUGCAAGUAGUUCUGAUUCAGCUCCCUCAAUGACAAGACCUGCCAUGCAGCAGUUUAAAAAACAAAAGGAACACGCAGCUGUGGAAGCCUCAAGAGACCCGAAACCAAUUAAAGUGGCACCACCAACCCGUAUGAAGCCCCCCAGAAAAUACAGUGAAGAACGCACACAGUCAGAGACGGGUAACCCACCGCCAGGACCGCAUCGACCAUCAAUCACAAGGGGUGGAAAGUGGUACAAGGAAAUGUUCAAGGAAAUGCAUUCAAGUGCAGGAACUUCUUCAAAUUUAUCUGGCCUACUCGCAAGUGACGUUGCCAAGGGAACUGUCAGGGAACACGAAGGCGGCUCUGGUUCCUCGACUCCACCCAGGAGCGCAUCUCCGUCUCCGGAUUAUAGAGACAAUGAUGUUUUUCUCAGAAAAUCAGAUUACGUACACGAAGAACCAGUCAGAAAUAGUUACACCAGCAGUGUUUCAUCACAACCUGAACCGGCGUGGUCCAGUAAUGACAUUGACAGGAGGGCUUCGUGGCAGCCGGGUGGAGAACGAAGAUCCUCUCGACCAAGUACUGGUCAUGUGCCGGCGUGGUACAAAGACAUGCAAAAGGGAGUCGAGGUUCCAGUUCAAACGAUUGAAGAACCGGAGUCUUACAUUGUUCAAAAGAGGCCGUCAUAUGCGAGUGUCGGGGAAGAACGAAGAUUCCAAGACCCUGUACCUGCGGCGCCCGCCUCAGUGAAUAUCUCGUCCUCUCCUCGUACAAGUUACCUUGAUCAGCGGAGAUCUCCAGCGUCUGUGACCGUUCAAAUGGAAGAAAAGAAUCAACCGCCCAGCGCUUCCAGCCUGUAUGAGAGCCGCUUCCGGGGAAGAACGGUUCCGUCAAGAACUGCAUCGGAAGAGCUACAAGUCAGGCAGCAGCCUCCUUCCGACGAAGAAGUCUUUAGAAGAAGAGAGGAAGAUGCAGCGCGCAGGAGGAGGGAGGAAGAGGAACGGAGGCGAAGAAAAGGUGACAUAAUCAACGUGCGCAGACAAGUGGACAAGAACUGGAUUGACGGAGAAUUAAAUGGCAGACGGGGAAUUUUCCCUCAAAAUUAUGUGGAGAUCAGACCCGUCGAAGAGGAAGAAGACGAACCACAACCAGAACCCGAACCACAACCAGUCCCAGUCCCUCAGAAGCAAAUUCCGCGCAUCCAAGUUGUACAACAACGCGCGCAGCCGCAACAGCAUCAGCCUCCAACUCACGCUCAACCGCAGACCCAGGCUCAACCUCGGCCACCUAGUCAGCAAGUGACGCAGUCUGUGACUGUAGAAGGGGAGGGUCGGCUGAGGUACACCUUUAAAGCAGAGAGUAUGAGAGAACUUCCUUGUAGUAAGGGAGAUGUCAUAGCUUUAGUGAGGAAAGUAGACGCCAACUGGUACGAAGGAAGAAUUGGUGAUAGAAAAGGCAUAGUACCAUCAAGUUACUUAGACGUUUUUAGCGAACCGGAAGUUAAAGUCAUUCGUCAAGAACAAGUGCAACCAGUUCAGUCAGUCCGUGUGGAGCAGGAACCGGAUUUUGGAAGACCAGAACCUAGUUAUGAUCACAGACAGCAGCAGUCCAGAAGUUCCUCGGGGGUUAUGUAUCCAAGCCAGGCUUCUCCUCCCAAACACACGCAAGUAAAGUACAUCGAGGAGCCAGCGGAGCCUCGUUUUAGUUCUGGUGGUGUGGUCGCGCAUGCAAUAAUUGAUGAGCCAAUCACAAUAGGGCACGAGCAAGGAGAGAGGUAUCGUGCUUUGUACAAUUACGAACCCAUAAACGAAGACGAGCUUCGACUUGAAGAAGGUGACGAAGUACUCGUUCUGGAAAAGUGCGAUGACGGAUGGUUUGUAGGCACAUCUUCAAGGACGCAUUCAUUUGGAACCUUUCCUGGCAACUACGUUGAGAAAGUCCAUUAGUGAGGGAGAAGAUCAGCGUCGAAACAGUGAUGCCCUACCCUCUCUAAUGGGAGCUAUGGCAGAGCUGUUUAUCAAGACCACGCCCAUGCUAUACAACGCCCUAUAGCUAUCCGUCCGAGCUGAAAAGAUGAAACUUUUAUUGAUCAUGGUACUUUGAAGUUUAUAUGGAUUUUAUAUAUAUUUUGAGAAUAAGUUGCUACAAGAUGGGUUUAUCUUCUAGUUCCGUUUUUGUCAUGAGAACUGUUUUCUAUCCCACAUUUGACAACUUUUGUACAGAGCUUUUAUCACCAAAUUAACAAGAAGUGUAACUACCUCCAAAAGUAUCGCAACAUGAGUUUGUCAGACGUUGCACGUUUGCGACACUCAAGUCCUGUUUUUUUUUAUUUGGUUGCUCUUAAUUCCAAAUGUCCAUAGAAAAUGAGGCUAUUUUAAUCACACUUCUUAGAUACACAGAAGGAAUUUGUAUUUAGGUAUUAUUAUCAAUUAGGUAUGAUAGGAAAAACAAUGGUUUUUUUUUUAUAACACUUUAGAAUUAACCCUUUUAAUUCCCAUGAGUGACCAAGACAGAAUUUCUCCUUACAAUAUCAAUACAAUAUCAACCAGACAAGUGAUGAGAAU